CUUACGCUGCCGAUGCUCUCCGAACAUCCAGCAUGAAUCUCAAUCCGGGGGGCAAGCAUCCUCACCAGUCUUUGCGUGGGCUCACAAAAGGAGUCAACAGUGUGUUGAUUGAACGCGCAGCAUGGGAUAAUGCCAUGCUAAUGACGUACGGUAAUGUCGUGUCGAUGCCACCCUUCCCUGAGCUGCUACGAUGUUGUGCUCGACACUGCCUUGCAUCUCAUGCUGACUUUCGAUUGUGGCUGCUGGUCAUGUGUGCUUGUUCUUCCCCAAGUGCCACUGCGACACUCAACUCCAUCGAGUCGUAUUGGGGUGCGGCAAAGCGACAGGCACGAUCCAACUCCGACUAA
Messenger RNA from Aphanomyces astaci, 347 nucleotides. RefSeq lists its product as hypothetical. The transcript has a single exon. The annotation marks the transcript as partial. The record is from RefSeq and is a predicted model, not a curated record. NCBI's taxonomy places the organism in Eukaryota, Oomycota, Saprolegniomycetes, Saprolegniales, Verrucalvaceae.